CCCGCCACACGCACCGAGCAUGAGGGAGAUCGUGCACAUCCAGGCCGGCCAGUGCGGCAACCAGAUCGGGGCCAAGGCCUACUGAACAGAUGAGGGGCUCAAGGCACAGAGAAUCUUCAGGACCUGCCCAGGGUCACACAGCUGGAAAGAGGUGGUGCCGUUCCUGAAUGCAGUUCUGGGAGGUGAUCAGCGACGAGCACGGCAUAGACCCCAGCGGCAACUAUGUGGGGGACUCAGACCUUCAGCUGGAGCGCAUCAGCGUCUACUACAACGAGGCCUCCUCUCAUAAGUACGUGCCGCGGGCCAUUCUGGUGGACCUUGAGCCUGGAACCAUGGAUAGUGUCCGGUCUGGGGCCUUUGGGCACCUCUUCAGGCCUGACAACUUCAUCUUUGGUCAGAGCGGGGCCGGCAACAACUGGGCCAAGGGCCACUACACGGAGGGCGCCGAGCUGGUGGACUCGGUCCUGGACGUGGUGCGGAAGGAAUGUGAGAACUGCGACUGCCUGCAGGGCUUCCAGCUGACCCACUCACUGGGUGGCGGAACGGGCUCAGGCAUGGGCACGCUGCUCAUCAGCAAGGUGCGCGAGGAGUACCCGGACCGCAUCAUGAACACCUUCAGCGUGGUGCCCUCGCCCAAGGUGUCGGACACGGUGGUGGAGCCCUACAACGCCACGCUGUCCAUCCACCAGCUUGUGGAGAACACGGACGAGACCUACUGCAUUGACAACGAGGCGCUGUACGACAUCUGCUUCCGCACGCUCAAACUGGCCACGCCCACCUACGGCGACCUCAACCACCUGGUGUCGGCCACCAUGAGCGGCGUCACUACUUCCCUCCGCUUCCCGGGCCAGCUCAAUGCCGACCUGCGCAAGCUGGCCGUGAACAUGGUGCCCUUCCCCCGCCUGCACUUCUUCAUGCCUGGCUUUGCCCCGCUCACUGCCAGGGGCAGCCAGCAGUACCGUGCCCUGACGGUGCCCGAGCUCACCCAGCAGAUGUUCGACGCCAAGAAUAUGAUGGCCGCCUGUGACCCCCGCCACGGCCGCUACCUGACGGUGGCCACAGUCUUCCGCGGACGCAUGUCCAUGAAGGAAGUGGACGAGCAGAUGCUGGCCAUCCAGAGCAAGAACAGCAGCUACUUUGUGGAGUGGAUUCCCAACAACGUGAAGGUAGCUGUGUGUGACAUCCCGCCCCGGGGACUCAAGAUGUCCUCCACCUUCAUCGGCAACAGCACGGCCAUCCAGGAGCUGUUCAAGCGCAUCUCGGAGCAGUUCACCGCCAUGUUCCGGCGCAAGGCCUUCCUGCACUGGUACACGGGCGAGGGCAUGGACGAGAUGGAGUUCACCGAGGCCGAGAGCAACAUGAACGACCUGGUGUCCGAGUACCAGCAGUACCAGGACGCCACGGCCGAGGAGGAGGGCGAGAUGUACGAAGACGAUGAGGAGGAGUCCGAGGCCCAGGGCCCCAAGUGAAGCUGUGGGAGGGGCAGGGCCAGGCUGAGGCCAGGGCCAAGAGGCCUGUCCCCUAGAGCCAUGUCGCUACUGACAACACCCCCAGGCUUGCCCCCGCCAGCUCUGGUCACAGCUCCCUAGGGCUCCUGAGAGUUUGUCCUCCAGUAUUUACGGCAUCCCCACCCCACGUGAGUCCUGUCUUCCCACCAUAGGUCACCUCCAUUUUUGUGUCUGCUUCAUUGUCAGCUGCAGGCCUGAUGUUUUAUGGUUUAAUUUGUUUUUUUGUUUUUUACUGAUUUGUGUUUAUAUUUUUUGGGGGGGAUACUUAAUAAAUUUAUUGCUGUCAGAUA
Suricata suricatta (meerkat) is the source of this 1798-nucleotide messenger RNA. RefSeq names its product tubulin beta 3 class III (gene TUBB3). Gene Ontology annotation, molecular function: GTPase activity; GTP binding; structural constituent of cytoskeleton. Bases 168 to 1469 code for a protein of 433 amino acids. Lineage: Eukaryota; Metazoa; Chordata; Mammalia; Carnivora; Herpestidae. Gene Ontology annotation, biological process: mitotic cell cycle; microtubule cytoskeleton organization; axon guidance. The record is from RefSeq and is a predicted model, not a curated record. Gene Ontology annotation, cellular component: microtubule; cytoplasm. The transcript is spliced from 5 exons.